UUGGAUUGUAGCGGACGUGAUUUUGACUUUCAAACCUUUGAGAUACAUUCUAUAAUUGGAUUUGGAGCAUCUUCUUCGGUUCAUGAUGCAUACUUGAAAGGAACACUAACAAAAUUUGCUAUUAAAAAAUUCGUCGAAGGUUGUAAGGAAGAAAUCAUUCUAAACGAGGAAAAUAUUUAUGAUACUUUCAAAAAUAAAUGGGAAAGUCAAUUGAUAUUUGCUCAUGAUAUUGCAAGUGCUAUAUCAUGCUUACAUGAUAAUCAAAUUAUUCAUCGAGAUCUUCAUCCAAAUAAUAUCUUAAUUCAUCAAGGUGCGAUAAAAUUAGCAGACUUUGGAUGUUCGUGCCUACAAGGAUCAGAUUUCUAUACCAAAGCUUCACGUGGUGUAAUCCCUUAUAUGGACCCUAAAUUUUUGGAAAAUCAAUCGUAUGAUUUAACCGAAAAAUCAGACAUGUACAGCUUGGGAGUAUUGUUCUGGGAAUUAAUAAGUUGUUCAUCACCUUUCAAUUUUGAAACAACAGGCGAUACUUCUAUCCAGAUUGAAAUUCUUAAAGGUGUAAGAGAGUUACCUAUUCCAACCACAAAUCAUAAAUUUGUUAGACUUUAUCAAAAAUGUUGGCAUAAUAAACCAGAUGAAAGACCAGAUAUUAAAAAAGUAAUUUCGGCACUUAGUAAUAUUAACAAUUCUGAAGAAUGUGUAAGAAUUGAAGAACUAGAAAAUGAAGAAUGUGAAAGAACUGAAGAAUUGGAAAAUGAAGAAAUUAAAAAAACAGUUAUUGAUUGUGAUAUAUCUAGAUAUGACAAAAUUUAA
Funneliformis geosporum is the source of this 810-nucleotide messenger RNA. The record is from the annotation of a GenBank genome assembly. NCBI's taxonomy places the organism in Eukaryota, Fungi, Glomeromycota, Glomeromycetes, Glomerales, Glomeraceae.